Messenger RNA from Knipowitschia caucasica, 1410 nucleotides. The record is from the annotation of a GenBank genome assembly. NCBI's taxonomy places the organism in Eukaryota, Metazoa, Chordata, Actinopteri, Gobiiformes, Gobiidae.
AUGGCCUCAACCUCCAGCUUUGCACCUCCUAAACUUGCAAACUUCAUACUCACAGAGCGCCUUGGCUCUGGGACCUAUGCAACAGUUUACAAAGCUUACAGAAAGGGUGACAGCAGAGAAGUCGUUGCCAUAAAAGUAGUUGGGAAAAGGACUUUGAAUAAGGCUUCAACUGAAAAUCUUCUCACCGAAAUUGAGAUUUUAAAAACAAUAAAACAUCCGCAUAUAGUCCAGCUUAAAGACUUUCAGUGGGAUGCAGAAAACAUUUAUCUGAUUCUUGAGUGGUGUUCGGGAGGGGACCUAUCCCGCUUCAUCCGUAGUCGCAGAAUUUUACCUGAAAGAAUUGCAAGGCGUUUUUUACAACAGAUAGCAUGUGCUCUGCAGUUUCUUCAUGAGAAAAAUAUUUCACACCUUGACUUAAAACCCCAGAAUAUUUUACUAAGCGGAUCUGUUCUUAAACUAGCCGAUUUUGGCUUUGCUCAGCAUAUGUCCCCUUGGGAUGAGCAGAGUGUCCUGCGGGGUUCCCCGCUGUACAUGGCUCCAGAAAUGGUCUGCAGGAGGCAGUAUGAUUCUCGAGUUGAUCUCUGGUCCGUGGGUGUGAUACUUUAUGAGGCAUUGUUUGGACGUGCACCCUUUGCAUCAAAAUCAUAUUCCGAAUUGGAGGACAAGAUUCGCAGUAAUCAGCCUAUUGAACUCCCAUCAGGGACGAGGGUGUCCAAAGACUGCAGAGACCUGCUGUUGCGUUUACUGGAGAGAAAUCCAGAUGCACGGAUCACUUUUGCAGAGUUUUUUUCGCACCCUUUUGUGGACUUGGAACAUAUGCCGAGUGUAGAGAGUCUUGGAAAAGCAAAAGACUUGGUAAUGCAGGCUGUUCAGAAGGAUCAGGAGGGGGAUAGGAGUGCUGCUCUCUCUUUUUACUGCACUGCUCUAGAGCACUUUGUGCCAGCUAUUUACUAUGAAACAGAUCGGCUCCGCAAAGAUUCUUUAAGGCAAAAGGUCAGCCAGUAUGUGUCCAGAGCAGAAGAAUUAAAAGCACUGAUGGCAUCUGACAACAAACUGAUCUUUGAAGAAGCCCAAACUGCAAGGGAUGUUCUGCGAGAAAUGUCAAGGGACCGUCCCCGGCUGCUGGCUGCCUUAGAUAUGGCAUCUUCUGCUAUUGAAAAGGAGGAGAGCGGAUUAGAUGAUUUUGAAGCCCUAGAUUUAUAUCAACAAUGUCUUGGUGAACUUCUCUUAGCCUUAGCAGCCGAGCCUCCAGGCCGUAGGAAAGAACUGCUCCACGGUGAGAUUAAAACUCUUAUGGCCAGAGCUGAAUACUUCAAAAAGCAUGUCAAGAUGAAAGAGACCCAGAGUGACGUCUCCAUGGAUCGCGAGCCAUUUGCAGACUCUGUGAAAAGUUCCUGCUGUUUGCAAUAG